This is a messenger RNA of Batrachochytrium dendrobatidis JAM81, 690 nucleotides long. RefSeq lists its product as uncharacterized. Lineage: Eukaryota; Fungi; Chytridiomycota; Chytridiomycetes; Rhizophydiales. Gene Ontology annotation, cellular component: condensin complex. Gene Ontology annotation, biological process: mitotic chromosome condensation. The transcript is spliced from 5 exons. The record is from RefSeq and is a predicted model, not a curated record. Bases 55 to 669 code for a protein of 204 amino acids.
GACGUUGAGCAUGCCAAAGCCGAGACGGCGAGGCUUGAAGCCAAACUGAAAAAAAUGAUGCCCAAACUUGGGGUUUUGAACGAAUACCGUGUCAAAAUGGAGUUGUAUAUGAGCCGCACAAACGAUCUUGAUGCAAUUACUGCCAAGCGUGAUGCAAUCAAACAAGCAUAUGACGACCUGCGUAAGCGAAGGCUUGAGGAAUUUAUGGCUGGCUUUACUAUUAUCUCACAAAAACUGAAAGAGAUGUACCAGAUGAUUACCAUGGGUGGAAAUGCCGAGCUCGAGCUUGUUGACAGCUUGGAUCCGUUUUCAGAAGGUGUAAUUUUUAGUGUCAUGCCGCCUAAAAAAAGCUGGAAAAAUAUUGCAAACCUUUCUGGUGGUGAAAAGACUCUUAGCUCUCUUGCAUUGGUGUUUGCACUUCAUCAUUUUAAACCUACUCCAUUAUAUGUCAUGGACGAAAUUGAUGCUGCUUUGGAUUUUCGAAACGUUUCCAUUGUUGCAAACUAUAUCAAGCAGCGUACAAAAAAUGCCCAGUUUAUCAUUAUUAGUUUGCGUAACAAUAUGUUUGAGCUUGCUGAUCGAUUAGUUGGUGUUUACAAGACAAACGAUGGCUCAAAAAGCGUUACAAUUGAUCCUCGGCGUAUUGCAAUGGAAACUGCUGCACAUUGACAAUAAAUCUAUUUUCCAUUG